This is a messenger RNA of Plodia interpunctella (Indianmeal moth), 1372 nucleotides long. RefSeq lists its product as uncharacterized. The transcript has a single exon. Gene Ontology annotation, cellular component: membrane. Lineage: Eukaryota; Metazoa; Arthropoda; Insecta; Lepidoptera; Pyralidae. Bases 18 to 833 code for a protein of 271 amino acids. The record is from RefSeq and is a predicted model, not a curated record.
CGACCGGCGCACAGUUUAUGCUCGAACUUUGCACAAUGUGGAGGACUUUUGCGUUUCUCGCGGUCGUCGGCGCGUGCGUCGCGGUGCCCGCGCAAGACACGUCGUACACCGAAAAUGAUCUUGAAGGACUCGGGGACUGCUUAAAAAAGGAUUCCACCUCAUGCUUGAAGUACAAAUUCUUCUCCUACGUCGACAAGAUGCUCGGACAGAAGGAUUCCUUCGCACUAACUGACGGAGUCACCGUUGUCAAGGCGAGCGAUGUGCCCGCUGAAACUGGAGCACCGAGGUCCUUAGAUCCUGUUUCGAGAUUGAAGAGGUAUUUCGAAACGCAUUCACUUCGUGUCGAAGUGAAAGGUUCGGAUGUGAUCGAUGCCGUGUCAAGUGCCGGUCGUGCUUUAGAAGAUACAGUGUCGUCGAUAACUGAUGAUGGAUCCGAAGAAGGCAGAGGGAAGAAGAAAAAAGCUGCGAAAAUGUUGGGACCUCUAAUUGCAGCGUUGGCUUUGAAGAUGAUGGCUUUGACCCCAUUGGCGAUUGGUGCUAUCGCGUUGAUUGCUGGAAAGGCGUUGCUGAUUGGUAAAUUGGCGUUGGUUUUGUCAGCUAUAAUAGGAUUGAAGAAAUUGCUGUCGCAGCAGAAACACGUGACGUAUGAGGUGGUUGCACACCCGCAUCAUUCAUCGAGCCAUACGUCGAGUCAUGAUUAUGGCGGCACCAGUGGAUAUGGCGGAGAUUCUGGUGGUUACAGCAGUGGAGGGAGCAGCAGCGGCCACGGGGGAGGAUGGGGCAGAUCACUCGAAGCGCAAAGCUUAGCGUACUCCGCCCAGAAACCUCAAUGAGCUCUGACCUAGUUGUAUGUGCUCUUUACGACGAUUUCUCUACGACCCAACGACUGCAUCUGUAUUUAUGUGUGUGUGAGUGAGUGUCUGUAUUUAUUUGACUGAAUCUAUGUUAAGUACUAUGCCAUUUCAGCUCAAUUUCAUAGUCAUUGAUUGUUCUUUAGUAAACCUUGUAAGAGGUCGCGAGUAACUAUUAAUAUAGUGUAUGUAGUAUAUUUUAUGACUGAUUAUUUAUUUACAUAAGACAGUAUGUAUAUACUCGUAAAAUUGUUUUUAAGUAAUUUUCACUAUAGACAUAAAUAUUUAUGGUUUACGACCAAGUACUUGGCUUUAAUAUUUUUAAGUAUUAUGUAAGAUAUAUAGACUUAUAUUGUAUAUAUUGAUAUAACUUUGUAUAUAUACUUAUAUAAUUUAUGUUAACAUGAAGUCCAAGAGAAAUAAUAUUAUGUAUAUGUUACAUUUAACUAUAUCAUUGUUAUGUUAUUAAUUAAAUAAAUUUAAAACAAAUACAAUGACACUUAAAGUAUUAAAAAAUAAUG